GUUUUAACAAAUUAGGAACAACCAGUUUUGUAACUCAUUAUAUAGAUACAGAUAAAGCUAAGCAAAUCAAGCAGCAUUUUUACAAAACAUCUUCUAAUAAGCAGAAAUUUUUAGAUAAAGAGUUAGAGUUGUUGGAAAGUUAG
Cetraspora pellucida is the source of this 143-nucleotide messenger RNA. NCBI's taxonomy places the organism in Eukaryota, Fungi, Glomeromycota, Glomeromycetes, Diversisporales, Gigasporaceae. The record is from the annotation of a GenBank genome assembly.